GUCAGGGUUAUCUCGCCCAAGUACUUUCCUUCCAGUACCAGCUUUCCGUAAUUGCAAUAGAUGCAUGUUCACAUCAUGGAAGAAUUACAGAUGAGCGUGCACAGAGAAUCAGGAAACAUUAUGUUGCUAAGAUGCGUAAAUCGCAGUGUCGGAAUGAAUCUCCUGAAGUUGUCAUAGACAACACAGGCUUGAGAAUGCCCAAGACAGUCACAUGCCAUGUGUUGUCCGCUGACACAUUGACAGCCUUGAGUAACUCCUUGCUACAAAAAGAUCAUGUUGGUAGACAAGGUGUUGGUGAGGAUUCACAUGAAGGAUUUUAUGAGAGAAAAGAACCUUCUCCAUCUUAUUCAGAUAGCCAAUCUUCUUUGGUUCUUGCUGGACUACAUGCUUGUGGGGAUCUUUCGGUUACAAUGUUGAGGGCGUUUUUGGAGUGCAAAGACAUCAAAGCAGUGAUUAGCAUUGGUUGUUGCUAUAACUUAUUGUCUGAGGAAGAAGUUGCAAGUUCUGAUUCUCAGUGUGGUUUUCCAAUGAGUAAAGGCGUGAAAUCUACUGGCUUAUCACUUGGGAAAAAUUCACGUGAUCUUGCAUGUCAGAGUGCAGAGAGGUGGAAAGGUAUGGGAAAAGAUGCCGGUCUUCAUAAUUUCGAGUUGCAUGCUUUUCGUGCUGCCUUCCAGAUGGUUCUUUUUCGGUAUCAUCCAGAAAUUUUGGUUACUAGUCCUGCGAUAGGACGUCAAGGGAAAGCUUUGCGUCGCCAGCAGCAUCAGAAGAUGCUGAAGUCGACUCUGCAAUGUAAAGAAACUGCAAGUUUGCCCUCAUCCUUUUUUCUGGACAACUAUAAGAAGGAAGGAAGUUGGACGGCCAUGAAGUGCACUGAGACUGAAACAAUCUGUAAUGAAGGGUCAGCGUGGGACACUGAUGCCUUGUUACAGGGUCUUUCUUUUAAUCAGAGUUCUAAGAGUGAAGACACAAAACCUGACAAAUGUUCACUUUUUCAAAAAUUCAGUAAGUCUGGAUUAGGUCGCCUGGGUCUCAAUCCUUUGCAGGACAGUGAUCUGGUUGGAUUUUGGAGGGAAACUGAACCAUAUGCUGAACUUAUAGGGCCUUAUUGGUCUCUUCGGGCUGCUUUAGGGCCUGUUUUGGAAACUAUUCUUCUGCUUGAUAGGUUAUUGUUUCUUCAGGAACAAGGCAAUUUUGUGGAAGCAUUUAUGUUACCCAUUUUUGAUCCGAUGCUCUCCCCAAGGAAUGUGGCUAUAAUUGCUAAAAAAUGUUGAUACAUUCUGUCUGUUGGGAGAAAUCAGGAAAUACCAUUUUUUUUUAUAUUCAGAUGUGUUAGAACCAACCUUUUUCUGGUAAUGGAGGAAAAAUCUCAGAUUGAUAAUUAGUUUGAGGAAGCUCGUAUUUGACUCCCUGAGUGUGUCUGAGAAGGCAAGACUUAUCAAGCCCUAUGAUGGUAACUCUUGGAGUGGUGAAUGUGUUGAGUCAUGCUGUCAAAUAUUUGCUUUGCAUUCAGAGUGGUUCAGUGAGCAAUAGUAGUCUUAAUCCCAUCAGGUCUACUCAACAACCUACAUAUCUAGUUAUUUUAUUCUCACCAAUUCGAUAGGAAUAUGGAAUUUUAAUUUCUUGCUUUUAUUGAAUGGUGGUAACCUCUUGUAUCAAGCAUCUCCAUAGUACUAGGUCUCCUCAUCUAGGAUUUGGAUACAGUAUUAUUGAUUAAUUUCAUUGCAGAUGUAAUUCAAUUCCUCGAAGAAAAUUUCUUGGCAUUGAAAGAUUAGGCAGGUUGCAUGCUGGUACUACCUUCUGUUGACUAGUAUUGGGCCUUGCUUGGCUAUCAACAUGGAAGGUCUAUUUCCCUCAAAAGGAAAAAGAAUACUGGUGUGAAUAGUUCCAAAGCUCCUGCCAUCUUCUUUGAGGAUAUACCCAAAUGACAUAGCUUUUUUGUCUUUGUUCUUGGUUGAACUGUUUUUGAGUUGAUAUUGUUGAAGCAUCUUUUAUGUGGACUAAUUGGAUGUUGAACAACUUUAUUCUAAUUUAGGAAUAUUAACCAUUAGCAUGGACAUCUGUUGUGUUGACAUUAAUAGAAUGUCAUCUUAUAACAAGGAAGGGUCGUGUUGGGGACAAAAAACAGGAGUAAAACAGGUAUUGGUAAAGCUUCUCCGAAUCUCUUGUACGCUUUGACUUCAGUAUUAUGGGAAGAGUUUUGGUCUCUUGGACACAAAUUUGGGGCGGAUGUGAACUUUAUUUUUUAUGUCAUUUUGGAAUGGUUUAUAGUAGACAUCAUUCUUGCUAAAAAGGAGAUUGAGGUUGUAGACUUGGAAGGUAUGUCUCAUUUUCUUGCAUAAGGUAUGUUCUCAUGUGAUUCAUUUUACUGAUAUUUUACCUGAGAAUGGUAGUCUAAAUAAAGAUACAAAAACUUCUUUGCCUUUAUAGUUUUUUGUGGGGGAUUUAAGGGUUUUUAACUGUCAUAGCACUAUGUAGAGAUCAACUUUUGAUGUUUGGGUAGGUACCAAUAAGACCUUGGCACUUGGAAGGUUUUUCCACUUAUCCACUCCCUUGUUUGAGACUGUGCCCUACCAAACUUUUCUUUAGAUGUCUUUGUCGGCAUGCUGGAAUGACAAGGAUAGUUUUGUAUGUAUUCAAUUUGUUUCCUAACUCUUAUGUAUUGAUUCUCAAAUUCUUUUUUAGUUAUUCCAACAGGUUUAGAAAAAAAUAAUGAAUACCAACUUGCCGCUUGCUUUGCAGGGAAAUAAUAUCAACUUGGUACUCUGAAAUAGUUUAGUGAGCAAUUAGAGAAUGAACAUUAUAGUGAGAUGGUAGAGGUUUUUUUAAUCAGAAGAUUCAUUUGGAGAAAUUUAUUAUUUCAGUGCAUUUUAUACAGUUUAGAGCUUGUGUAAGGUUGGACGCCCUGUUACUGCCAUCACUUGUCUUGAUAUCACUAAGAUAGUAUGGAAUAUGGAUUAUCGAUUCGGUUUUUGUUUGCUUACAGAUGAUGACAUUUCAAGAUGGUACACGUGUUGAUCGUUGAAGGGUAUUUGUCUUUUUGAACAGAUUUUUGCUCUAGGUAUUUCAAGUGCGGAUAUCAAUUUCCAGGUAGUGUUCCAAGUUUAGAGCAAAGAUAACUUUAGACAUUGUUGUCACACAAGACAGAAGUGCUUCAAACGAUUCAAAGUAUUUGGAGUAAAAAUACAAAUGACCUCUCUACUUCAGUAGGUCGAGAUGUGGGUAUGUGAGAAGUUUGUCAAAAGUUGAAGAUUGAGGUCAAUAACUGAGUGAAAUCUACCUUCUCAAGAGCUUUCUUUGUCAUGGCUGAGUUGGAUGAUAGUGCCCUUAUUCUAAUCAAAACUAUCAUGAGGACUUGACCGGGUAAUCAAGGGAUGUUUCAAUGUCAUUACUUUUUAGAAAAGAUUGGAAACACAACUACUACUUUGUGAGUUGAGUGCAUCAGAAGUAAUAGUGGACUUUGAAUUCUUUUCUUUUCUUUUGCAAGUUAUACAUGGAUAAUGUUAUUGUAAGAGCUGG
Messenger RNA from Ilex paraguariensis (yerba mate), 3516 nucleotides. NCBI's taxonomy places the organism in Eukaryota, Viridiplantae, Streptophyta, Magnoliopsida, Aquifoliales, Aquifoliaceae. The record is from the annotation of a GenBank genome assembly.